CAGCCCAGAGCAGACAGGAAAUGUGAUGUGCUGCACUUCAGAGAAUUCUAUUUCUGUAUGGAAAAGAGAAAGGGGUGUGAGGACACGUUUGCAGGUCCGUGUCUAUCUGUGAACCGGGCAACCAUCAGGCUGUAGAUUUGCAUUUGUACAUCUGCCUUGGCUUGGAAUGUGAAGGCAAAGAAAAGGGCUAUCUGUCUGCAAAGCCUUUUCGAUACUUUGGGGCCUUGUCUCAGUCUGACAAGGCAGGCAAGCAGCAGCUUCCUGUGCACAGGUGAGAGGGAGAAGACAGAGACCAUGCGCGUAAAAGAGAAACAGCUUUGGACCAGAACUGCUGGGCUGUAGUCAUCUUUUCUCUCGUGGACAUGCACUGAGCCAGGACAUCUGCCUUCAUCACUCUCCCUUUUUCCCCUCACCCUUCCCCUCACCAUUUGACAUUCAGCACCUGCCGCCAUCCAGCCUCACAGGGACUCCCUUCAUCUGGAUGCUCAGUGCCUGGAGCUGGAAGGAAUUGGUAUUAAGCUCACGCCGGCCCUUUAUAAACCCUCUCUUCACACCCCUCUGGCAGUCCCGGCAAGGUCCAGUGGAGCUUCCAUCUAGUUUUCCUCAGGUCAGCCUGAGCUCCAGGGUUGGUGAGAGUGUGUUGCCAGUACUGAUGAAGCCCUCAUUGCUGCUUCUGUCUCACCUCUGCCUGCUCAGCCUCAUGCCUCCCUCGUGGGCAUCAGACUCAGCACAAGGUACCUCCAGCCUCACUUGUUGGUAUGACUCACGGGCAGCUCUCUUCUGUGACUGGGACCCGGGCAGGGACCUGGCUGAAGCACCAUGUCAGCUGGAGAUUUUAUCAAAGAAAGGCUUUUGUGACAGCUCACUGGAGUUCUAUCCCUCACCUGCAAAACGCAAGAAGCACUGCAAAUUACCCAAGGCAGAGCAUAUGACAGGACUGAGGAAAUGCAUCAAAACCUUCAACCAAAAUGUUAAUAAAUUAUCAAUACCACUUUCCAGAUCAUUAGCUGCUGUGAAGCGUGGUGUGAAUUUGUCUAGUGCAAAAUGCAACAGCAACACAUCAUUGGAGCUAAUGAAUCAGUGCUUCACCGUUUCAGACCGUCUUAACUUGUCUGUCCAUUGCCACACUGGAAAGAAUAAAACCAAAAUACCUGAGCAAAUAAAAAACUUCAAUCCAUUUACAAAUAUAAAGCUGAGGCCUCCAGGAGACCUUCAGCUGGUUAACAUAACUGAAAACACCUCCAACCUAACAUGGAGCCUGAAUAUUUCCUCUCACUAUUUGGAUGGGAUGCGGGAGUACCAAGUGCGGUACCGACACAUGAGUCAGUCCUGGGAGGAGGCUGCGAACUUGCCCAUUGAACAGGACCAGAUGUGGGCAAAUUUUGAGAGACUCUCACCCGACUCUAAAUAUGAAGCAGCUGUCCGUGCAAGGCCAAGUGCCAGAAGCAACUACAAAGGCGUGUGGAGUGAUUGGAGCAAGCCAGUCCUGUGGACGACACAUGCUGACCAUAAGGGAACAUCCCAGCCAGUUCUGCCAGUUCUGAUAGUGAGCACUUUCAUCUUUGUGAUCAUUGGGACUGCCUUCCUCAUUAAUUUACGGACCCUGAAAUGGUUUAAGAAGAUACUGAAGAUUCACAUCCCAGACCCUGAGAAGUUUUUUCCCCCGCUUAUUUCGGUUCACGGAGGUGACAUUCAGAAAUGGCUCUCCUCCCCAUUCUCCACAUCUUCCUACUGCGUGAACAGCACAAUCCCUGAGAUCUCCAUGCUCGAGGUGAUGCAGAAGAAUGACCAGGAAUCCCGGUUCCUACUUUCCAAGGGAACCCUGACUCCUGAUCCUCCCAUAGAAACCAGUGUGCACUCUGGAUCCAGCUGCUUCACCAACCAAGGCUACUUCUUCUUCCACCUUUCCAACUCCUUUGAGAUCGAGCCCUGUCAGGUCUACUUCACCUACGAGCCUUUCAGCCAGGAGGGCAGUGGCAGCAAGGAUGGCGACUGUUACCAGGCUCUCCCCUCUCCAGACCUCUGCACAUUGGCAGAGGACAUCAAUAUGUUGCCCAACAACUUCUUUCACUGCAUCGAGGCAACCCAGGGCUCCCAAAAGAGCUCCUUCAUGGAAGAGACAGCAGGUGAAGCCCAACAGGCCAUGGCUGUUCCUGGAGCUCUCCAGUCGAGUGAAGGCUCUUCACCAACACCAGUUCUGGAACAGGAUGAGAAGGUGAUGGACAAAGCAGUUUCACAACCGGCUGAGGCCAUGUGCCAGCUGGACACUGACUUUCCUGACCCACUGGACCUGCAGGACAGUGACACUGUCAGUGUAACAGAGGGGAGUGGGAAGGGGGGCCCUCCAACUGACCCCUGCACACCAGCAGCAAUUGCUGCCUGUUCCUUCUCCCAGCCUCCACCUCUGUCACAAAGACAGGAUGAGGAGCCAUGCAAAACAGCCUUCUCCAGCCAGGUCCCAAACACUGGUGCCUACCUUUCUCUGAGGGACCUUCAAAGCCAGUACAGCCAUUGCUCUGUCUAGGAUCUGCCUGGAGGAGACCCACAGGUGGGAAAGGCCACCUCUGCAGGGAAGGCUAGAUGGACAGUUUCUCUCCUCAGGACAUGAAUGUAACUUCAGCAUCAAUCCCAUCGGGACUGCUCACUAAUGAGGCUGGAGAACACAGGCAAACAAGGACUUACCUUCACAAUCAAAUCUGUUUUUCUGUUAAUACUGGCUCCGAUGGCGUAGAAACUCCUCACAGUUCUCAAGUGACAUUCCAAAUCUCACCAAUUCAUUUUUCCUUUCCCAGCUCCUGGUAGGAGACUGUGCCCGCACUUCCAUGCUCUGCAUUUUGGUGUAAAAUAGCACUCAGCUUUGAGGCUGAGCAGGCAUAUGAUCAGUUUGCCUCAUACUGGCCUAAAAACCUCUAAUGGGACAGAGAAAUGCCUGAAGAUGUGGAUCUUAGAUUUUAUACAGGGGCCAAUAGCGCUGCCAGUCAGUGCUGGGGUUGAUGAUGAAAUGGAUGAAGACAUCUCCUCCUGACUGACCAAGGCUGUGAUUUUUUUCUGUGAUGUCCUCACUUUAAGUUUUAAUCAGAGAUUACAUUCUAAGCUAUUUGGUCCAGCUUUAGACUUUAGAGUCUAGACCUUGGAGUCUCUAAGGUUGGCUCAGAGCCACAACUGCAUCAGCUGUCUAAGCAAUGCAGUGUAAAAAAAGAAAUCCCCAUUAUUGAGUUAAAAAUACUGGGGAAAUCCCCUCCCUCUCUUUCUUUCCUCCAGCUCUGAUGGUGGCAGUAAAAAGAACUCACACAGUUUCCCAUUCUUGCUACAAUAUUUUUCAUGAAAUCGAAAGCCUUUCUGCCCUGCUGGCAAACUACAGUUAUUUGACUAUGAUAAGCUGAUUGCAGAAUAGUUCAUCCCACAUCCUGUAUAAGUGGAAAACAUCACAGCAGUGCUGCCCAUUCCUUCCACUGCUGAAGGGAAACCAUUGCCUAAUUAGCAGCAAAGAUGUGGUGAAGGAGCCCAGAAAACUAACACACAAAUCAACACCUUUACUGAAAAGAAAACCUCAAUCCAUUUGCAAAGAAUGGGGAUAGCACAGACUUCGUUUUUCUUUUUCCUCUACAUGCCCUGAUCUGGCUUAGAAAAAGCCACAGAAGAAAAAUGGUAAGGCAAAGGAAGAUCUCUGCAUUCACCAUUUGUACCAUCUGUCCAUUUUCUUGCUGUAUUUCUGGACUUUUCAGCAAUGGGGAAAUACCAGCCAUGUGCUAAGAGUUCUUCUUAUCUCUUAAAAACUCUUCUAAGGGAAUUUAUACCAAAAAGUUCAAGGAUAUUGAACUUGUUAACGCUUCUGUCACAGCUCUGAGUGUCAACUAGAACUAAUUCUUUCCUAUCUCUAUCUGUCCAAGCAUUGAGAUUCCUGCCCCUACACUGUUACCUGACUUUGCAGUAUGCAUCCUGAAUGUCAUUAUGAGUCCCAGGUGCAUGGUCACCCACUGGCUUGGAUUGUGCUUGAAAAGGGCUGUUCAGAGGAGUUAAGGCUACUUGUUGCUGGGAAGGCUUCGGGAACUAUUCCUCUUCUAUCAUCAUUCCUUCACCAUCUGUCUCAAGACACGGACUGCUCCAUUGUGUCCAGGAGAAAACAGGAGACACAGCCUCCUAGAUACCGAAGAACAAGGCUUUCCCAGCUGCUUCUUGUACUUUGAGAAUCUUCCCAGAUGGGCUUUGAAAAUCUUCCCAGAGACACUGACUCCCUUGCCUCUGAUGGGCAGUUUGCUAUCUUACAUGGGAAAAGGAUCCAAGCUGCACUGUCCCCAUGUAGACUUUUUUAAGGUAUUCUAUUUUUCUUCAUAGAAUCAUUAAGGUUGGAAAAGACCUUCAAGAUUAUCUACUCCAUAUUUUGACUGAAUACUACCAUGCUCACUAAACUAUAUUGCAAAGUGCCACAUUUACUUGUUUUCUGAACACUUCCAAAGAUGUCUCCAGCAACUUUCCUGGAGAGCCUAUUCCAAUGUUUAACCACUCUUUCAGUGAAGAAAUUUUUCCUGAUAUCCAACUUGAACCUCCCCUAGUGCAAUUUGAAGUAUUUUCCUCUUGAUCUAUCAUUUGUUAUCUGGAAGAAGAGACUCACCUCUACCUUGCCACAACUUCCUCUCAGAGAGUUGUAGAGAGCAAUGAGGUUACCCUUGAGCCUUCUUUUCUCCAAGCCAAACAGCCCCAACAAUCCCUCAGCUUGUGCUCCAGACCCUUCACCAUCUCUAUUGCCCUUCUCUGGACAUGCUCCAGCACCUCAAUGUCCUUCCUGUAUUGAGCAUCCCAAAACUGAAUACAGAGUUUGAGGUGUGGCCUCUGUCCAGGGGGAUGAUCCCUUUCCUGGCCCUGCUGGCCACACUAUUCCUGAUACAAGCCAGGAUGUCAUCAGCCUUCUUGGACCUCUGGGCACACCUGGCUCAUUUUCAGCCAAUGUCAACCAGCACCCCCAGGUCCUUUCCCACUGAGCAUCUUCUCAGCCACUCCUCCCCCCAUCUGCAGCACUGCAUGGUGCUGUUGCAACCCUGUUGCUGACAGGACCUGGCACCUUGUUGAACCUCAUACCAUUGGCCUUGGCUCAUCAAUCCAGCCCAUCCAGACCCCUCUGCACAGCCUUCCUACCCUGCAGCAGAUCAACACUUCUAUCCAGAUUGGUUCAUCUGCAAACUGACUAAAGGGGAGCCCUUGAUCCUGUCAUCUAGCUGCCAACUGGAUUUAACUCCAGUCACCAACUCUUUGGGUUUGGCCAUCCAGCCAGUGUUUUACCCAGCAAAAAAUACACACAUCCAUGCCAUGGACUCAUGGACCAGUUUCUCCAGGACAAUGCUGUGGUAAGAUAGUGUAAAAGGUUUUACUAAAGAUUAGGUAGACAACAUCCACAGCCUUUCCCUCUUCCAUUAAGUCAAAUUCACCCUGUCAAAGAAGGAGAACAGGCUGGUCAAGCUGGACAAGCCUUUCCUAAACCCAUGCUGGCUGGGCUUGAUCCCUUUGUUGUUCUGCAGCUGCCAUGUGAUGGCACUCAAGGUGACCUGUGCCAUGAUCUUCUGUGGCACUGAGGUCAGGUUGACGGGCCUGUAGUUCUCAGAUCCUCCUUCCAGCCCUUUUUGUAGAUGGGUAUCACACUGGCUAACCUCCAGUCACCUGGGACCUCUCUGGCUAGCCAGGACUGCUGAUAAAUGAUGGAAAGUGGCUUGGUGAGCUCUUCUGCCAGUUUUCUCAGUGCCCUUGGGUGGACCCCCUCCAGCCCAAAAAUUUGGGAGUGUCUGAGUGGCACAGCUGGUCACUAACUACUUCCUGCUGGAUUACAGGGGGUUUAUUCUGCUCCCUGUCUUUGUCUUCUGGCUCCGGGGGGUGGGUACCCUGGGGACAUCUGGUCCUUCUGUUAGAAACUGAGGCAAAGAAGGCAUUAAGUAGCUCAACCUCAUCUUUAAUGACGAUAUUUCCCUGCCAAGUCAAAUAAAGGAUGGAGCUUCUCCUUGACCCUCUUUUUGUCAUUAAUGUAUUUGUUAUUUUUUAUAACAGUAGCUAGAUUGAGUUCUAGCUGGACUUUCUCCCUUCUAAUUUUCUCUCUGCAUGACCAGACUAUGUACCCGUACUCUUACUGAGUACAUCUUGCUGCUAAGAUGAUUACAAAAAAUCAGGUUUGCUUCUUUGUAAAUAAACAAAAUAUUAAAUAAUCUACAGUGUUUUUCUGUUCUUUGGGUGAGGGGAAAUGAUUAACAACUUUUCUAUACAAGGAACUAGGUGAAGUUUUGCUCAGGCUA
Motacilla alba alba is the source of this 6275-nucleotide messenger RNA. It is a transcript of the gene IL2RB, whose product is annotated as interleukin 2 receptor subunit beta. The coding region runs from base 482 to 2524 and encodes 680 amino acids. Lineage: Eukaryota; Metazoa; Chordata; Aves; Passeriformes; Motacillidae. Gene Ontology annotation, molecular function: protein binding; cytokine receptor activity. Gene Ontology annotation, cellular component: membrane; external side of plasma membrane. The record is from RefSeq and is a predicted model, not a curated record. Gene Ontology annotation, biological process: immunoglobulin mediated immune response; cytokine-mediated signaling pathway. The transcript is spliced from 13 exons.